This is a messenger RNA of Mobula hypostoma (lesser devil ray), 3694 nucleotides long. RefSeq names its product myc box-dependent-interacting protein 1 (gene bin1a). Gene Ontology annotation, molecular function: tau protein binding; phospholipid binding. Gene Ontology annotation, cellular component: cytoplasm; synaptic vesicle; plasma membrane. Gene Ontology annotation, biological process: regulation of endocytosis. Lineage: Eukaryota; Metazoa; Chordata; Chondrichthyes; Myliobatiformes; Myliobatidae. The transcript is spliced from 20 exons. The coding region runs from base 65 to 1954 and encodes 629 amino acids. The record is from RefSeq and is a predicted model, not a curated record.
UCGGCGCAGUCCCUUUAACCGCGCGCAGGCUCCCCGCCCCCUCCUGGUGAAUCUCCGCAGCAACAUGGCCGAUUCCGCCAAGGGGGUGAGCGCCGGCUUCAUCGCCAAGAACGUCCAGAAGAAGAUCAACCGGGCGCAGGAGAAGGUCCUUCAGAAGCUGGGCAAGGCUGAUGAGACAAAAGAUGAACACUUUGAGCAAUGUGUGCAAAACUUCAACAGACAGCUGGCCGAAGGAACAAAACUGCAGAAGGAUCUGCGAGCAUACCUGACUGCUGUAAAAGCUAUGCAUGAAGCCACCAAGAAGUUGUCGGAAUUGCUGGAGGAAAUUUACGAGCCAGACUGGGUUGGCAGAGAGGUUGUUCAUUCUAUUUCAGAGAGUGGCGACCUUCUUUGGACUGAUUAUCAUCAAAAGCUGGUGGAUCAAGCUCUUCUGACGCUAGACACUUAUCUAGGCCAAUUUCCAGAUAUCAAAACUCGUAUUGCGAAGCGUGGGAGGAAACUUGUUGAUUAUGAUAGUGCAAGACAUCAUUACGAAUCUCUCCAAGGUGCAAAGAAGAAAGACGAUGGGAAAAUAGCCAAGCCUGUCUCGUUGCUCGAGAAAGCUGCGCCUCAGUGGUGCCAGGGAAAACUGGUGGCACAUAUCGUCGCCCAGUCAAAUCUACUCCGAAACCAGGCAGAAGAAGAAUUUUUAAAAGCCCAGAAGGUAUUUGAGGAAAUUAAUAUCGAUUUGCAGGAAGAAUUACCAUCACUAUGGAACAGUCGUGUUGGUUUUUAUGUGAACACGUUCCAAAGCAUAGCUGGUCUGGAAGAGACAUUUCAUAAAGAAAUGGGCAAGCUAAACCAAAAUCUCACCAACACCUUGAAUCAGCUCGAGCAGCAACACAUAAAUAAAGCUUUACCUGUCAAGGGUACACCCAGUACACCUGCGCAACCAGAAGUUUCCAAUGUAUCAGCACCGUUGGAAGAGUCUCCUCCUGGUAGUCCCACAGUGAAGAAUGACAACCAUGUUCCUGUUGCAGUUUCACCCACACCGCACGCUCCUCCUCCUAUACCAAAGUCACCAUCCCAGCAAAGGAAAGGCCCUCCUGUGCCCCCUCCACCAAAGGUCACACCAUCCAAGGACAUCAAGCAAGAAAAUAUCCUCAAUCUGUUUGAUGACAAUUUCAUCCCAGAGAUAAGUGUGACUACACCUUCACAGUUUGAGGCUCCUGGGCCUCUGCAGGAUGAAGGAAGCCUUUUGGACUUUGACCCUUUGAAGCCAGAAAGUAAUACAGUAGCGAGAGCAGCAUCUCCAGUCUCUCAGACUUUACCUUGGGAUUUGUGGGAGCCUGAAGGGAGUUCAACUAACAGCAUGCCUAUGGACCAUUCUCCAAGCUUGGCUAUUGGGGAUGGUUUUAGUGAGAGCACUUUUGCAGUGGACUGGUCAGCCCAGCCCAUUCUGCUUGAAGAGAAGGAAACUGUUGCUGCUGAAACAGUGGGACAAGAGAACAUCAGUGAAGUUGCAGGAAAAGCAGAAGUCAGUGCUGGAUCUGCUGCUUUGGAGGUACAAGCUGAACCAAAGCAUGAAGUUUUGGAGAAUGAGAAUGAAGUAGAAAGUCCAGCUGUGACGCUUCCCUUUGUUUCUAAGACUAAGAAUGUCAUCCCGAAUAUGGUAGUAGAGACUCCGGCAGAGUCUACGAAUGGUGCUGUGUAUGACACGGUCCCCACGGAGGAGAGUGAACUGCCACCCGGAUUUCAGUUUAAGGUCCGGGCUCUGCACGAUUAUAAUGCGACAGACACUGAUGAACUGAACCUGAAAACUGGUGAUGUUGUUCUCGUGGUAACCUAUGAAAAUCCAGAAGAACAGGAUGAAGGCUGGCUAAUGGGCAUAAAGGAACUUGACUGGAUCCAGAAGAAAGAUCUGAAAUCCUCGAGGCGAGUUUUCCCAGAAAACUUCACUGAACGAAUUCAGUAACUGGAUUGUGUGUGGGAGGCCAGGGAGGCUGGAGGAAGCCCUGUGGAAAUCCUGCAGCAGAGCAAUUCCCCCCAACUCCUUGAAGGAGUACAGAAGUUGCCAUCACAAACAAUGUUCAGUGUUUACUGAUUCUGGUUAUGGUACUUCUGCCAGAUCCCUAUGCUCGUGGAUAUAUCUGAUCCCUGGAGUGACCAGGUCUCGUAGUUUAAACUGGCCACUUGCUAUUGUUUCCCAUUGUUGCAUGAAAUUCUGUUGUGAUCAUCUGAGUGUAAAAGAGUCAAAUAUAUCCAAGGAUGUCUAAGUUGAAGGUAGGAGAAAAUCCAAUGGUUGUAAAAUAACAGGUCUAUUUUUGUGUUUUUUUUUGAGACCGUGAAUUGUUUGGAUUACAUUGUCCUUUUGGGCAAUCACAUUCAACCUAUAGGAAACGCUCCAUUUAAAAUGGAAUGAGCCAGGAUGGGUUUGGGUGAGGGGGAAAAACCAAACUGUGUGGUUAUUUUACCCAGUCUGCACUGGAUUUACUCUCUGUAGUCCUACCCUCUCCAUCAUAGUUACACAGCUGACUUUGAGAAAGGGAUGCACUUUUAUCCAGUCAUCUCAUUAUCUUUAGUCCUUUUUUGACAGAAGCAGUGAGUUUAUAAAUUGAAUGAUAGUAAUUGUGGAGUAUGGGAGAACCAGAAGAAUAUUGAGGGUCUCUAUUGUAUGUGAUGUGGUGAUAGUUUGGGGAGAAGUAUUGAAAUUGUGUUCAACUGGUUUCUCCUUGUUCCUUUUCUAUUGGCACUUUGUGGAUGUCUUGCAUUUGCAAGCUCCAAUAUUGUUAAAACACAUUGUUAUUGUGUGAUUUUUUUUUUGCUCUCCACUCCUGCCAAGUCAUUUACCCAAAUAUGCAAGCAUCAUUGAUUACCGAAUACCUGCUUUUUUAGACAGCUGCAGUUAUGAUACCUGGCAUACAAACUAAAUUACAGUUCAAUUUGCACAUCUAUUCAGAUUUUAUCCUUCAAUCUUUUUUUCCUUUUUUGUUGUUCCUCCCCAAUACCAAAAACAUUUGACUGAUGUUUCUGGUUUUCACCCCACAUUAACAUGUGCACGUUACUUCCUAUUUUCAUCAGCAUCGAAGGCUAAUCAGCCCAUGAAGGCAAUGCCAGUUCUGAGCAUACUUCCCCAUAGUUUCUGUUCAACUUGCAUCGGUUCAUCACCUUUUUCUCCCAGUACACGGGGGGUGGGGCUGGGGGGGUAACUUGCACAAUCCAAUUAACCUAAGGCCAGGAAAAACCUGUGGGGACAACAUGAAGACUCUGCACAGUACUUGAGAUCAAGACUGAACGGGGGUGGUGAGCAGAGGGGCAGUCAUACCACUUGCAGAGACUAUUUGAGUAGUAAGGGGUGGGGGACACCGAGCCAAGCCAAUCCCAUCCCACUCUGGAAUUGUUAGUUGCACUCUUCGUUCCAUCCCAGACAAAUGCCAGCUGCUCUUCUUCACCCUGUAUUCUGUGAAAUGCAGACCUGCCUCAUCAGUGCAAAUAGUCAAAGAUGUUGAUCAUCUUUUAGUUUUUUAAUGCUGCCCUAGCCUCUGCAGGUUGGUGGUCAAUCAUAUGGAUCCCUUGAUUACACAGUAUUUUAAUUACUAAAUUAUGCAACCAUUUAUUAUUGAGUUGUACAAUCAAUGGUUUUGUUUAAUCCAACUAGCCAUGUAUUUGUAGUUCUGUAUUUGUUUAAUGUGAGACAUUGCUGCCAUCUGUCUGU